AUGAACGCCUAUUCUGAAAUACUCAAACCUAGAAUAAUUCCAAUUUCAUCAUCCAAAAAUGAUGUUCCACCACCACCAGGAUAUUCAGAAUCCGUGUUUUCUACAGCAACAAAAUCGCUGACAUCGUCAGGUAAGAAGACAAAGCAUGACGACGCCGAUUUGAAUGCAUUAAAAUCCAAGAAAAUUUGGGAAUUAGCAAUUGGUCCAGCAAAGUCGAUACCAAUGAACUUAUUUAUGAGUUAUAUGACUGGUAAUUCCUUACAAGUGAUUUCAGUUACAAUGACAUUAAUGUUGUUAUGGAACCCUAUAAAGGCAAUCUUCAAUGAAACCAAUCCCACCUUUUCCAAACUAUCAACCAAAAAUAAUGGAAGUGAGAUUAUAUUAGCAAAGAUUGUAUUCAUUAUAUGCCAAGUGUUGAAUAUGGGUAUUGGUGUUUACAAAUUAUACAAAAUGGGUCUUAUACCCCAUCAAGAAGCUGACUGGUUAGCCUGGAAAGAACCCAAGAAAAUUAUAGAUAGGUUAUAUUACUAA
Messenger RNA from Candida albicans SC5314, 531 nucleotides. RefSeq names its product chaperone. Gene Ontology annotation, cellular component: EMC complex. The transcript has a single exon. The record is from RefSeq and is a predicted model, not a curated record. Lineage: Eukaryota; Fungi; Ascomycota; Pichiomycetes; Serinales; Debaryomycetaceae. Bases 1 to 531 code for a protein of 176 amino acids. Gene Ontology annotation, biological process: protein folding in endoplasmic reticulum.